Pecten maximus is the source of this 3068-nucleotide messenger RNA. Its product is annotated as adenine phosphoribosyltransferase-like. The coding region runs from base 42 to 578 and encodes 178 amino acids. NCBI's taxonomy places the organism in Eukaryota, Metazoa, Mollusca, Bivalvia, Pectinida, Pectinidae. Gene Ontology annotation, molecular function: adenine phosphoribosyltransferase activity; adenine binding; AMP binding. The transcript has 4 exons. Gene Ontology annotation, cellular component: cytoplasm. The record is from RefSeq and is a predicted model, not a curated record. Gene Ontology annotation, biological process: AMP salvage; adenine salvage.
UAAGAGAGCAGAAGGAGGACUGCUUGCAGAUCUCUUUAAACAUGACAGAAGAGAAAAUUAAACGAAUAAAUGAUGCUGUUUCCGUACAUCCAGAUUUUCCUAAGCCAGGAAUAGACUUUAAAAAUAUCUUCCCAGUUUUACGUAAUCCAUCGCUGUUUAAAGACCUAAUAGAUGUGAUGGUGGAGAGUGUUUCUAAAAAUGCUGAAGGUGUCAAAAAGAUAGUCGGACUCGACGCCCGUGGAUUUCUGUUUGGACCAAUGAUUGCUCAGGCCCUUGGUAUAGGAUUUGUUCCAGUACGCAAAGCUGGAAAACUACCAGGGGCAACUCACAGCAUAACAUACAAACUGGAAUAUGGCCAGGAUACCUUUGAAGUUGAACAAGAUUCUGUGAAACAAGGAGAGAAGGUUGUGAUAGUUGAUGACCUUUUAGCAACUGGAGGCACGAUGAAGGCGGCAUACGACUUGGUGAACAAGGCAGGAGGCGAGGUUCUUCAGUGUCUUGUUGUCAUGGAGCUGGUGGAUUUGCGUGGACGCGACAAAGUACCAAAUACAACUGUGACAUCGCUCAUUAAAUACUAAAAGGUCAACUACGUAGAAAUAAAAAAGUCCCAAAAACCAUGCAAUGAAACAGGUGAUUGUGUCCACACUUAGGUACGAUUACCCAACAAAAUGGUUACUUUAGACAGGCAUCGGAAUACUCAGUGUUUUAUAUUACAGCAAUAUUGUGAGGAUAAUAUGGCAUUAUAUCCAAGGCUUUUAGUGAUAUUUUAAUUAUUGGUCUCAUUAUUAUACAUUUUACUUUGAAUAAGAAAAAGUUUUUUUUCAGAUGACAGCUAGAAUUUCAAGGUCAUUUAUACAGAAUUUAUUUGAAAUUAUAUUCCUUUUGAUUGGCAAAAACAUGGAGUUUUUGUAAUUGAAUACUUGUAGUCAGUGUUUUUGCUUUUUCUUUGCAAAUUUUGGAAAUUGUCACAUGGCAGAAAUGAAUGUUAUAUGCAGAAAAAUUGUAAAAUGGAGGAAACAGGGCUGGGUUUUAUAUCGUCACUUAAGAAAAUACUGGAUUUAAUGAAUUUGGUGAUUUUGAUUACUUUAUCAGGAAAAUAAUCAUCAUACAAUCUGAAAUCGGGCCUACAGAUGUAUAUUCAGUCUCAAAUAUAUAUGUAGAGUGGAACUGGACUUGGCUGAACGCUGGUGGUCUGCAGGUAGCUUAGGUGUCUGUCCCGAGGUCCCCGGUUCGAGUCCCGGUCUGGUUGUUGCAUUUUUCCUGUCCUGUUACUUUUGGCGCCCAACGAAAUAUCCACAGUUGUCUGGUGUCUUCAGGGUCGAAGAUUUUGUUGAAGGAGGGGGGAAUGUAGCGGAACUGGACUGGGCUGAACGCCAGUGGUCAUGUAGCUCAAAUGGCUAGAGCAUCCAUCUAGGGUUCCGAGGUUCAAGUUCCAGUUUGGUGUAUUUAUAUAGUUGACAGGAAAAACACUGAGUCUUUCGAUUGUUUUUAAUUUGUUAAGUUAUAUUCCUAUCAAAAAUAAUGUAAUAUUAUGUACCUGCUUCGUUUCACAAUUAGAAAUCCUUCAUUUUGUCCCUUCUUUUUAAGGUAAGACUAGGGUCUUUUUAGUAUGAUAUUUAUCUACUUGUAUUAGGUAAAAUACCUGGUAAUCUUGUGACAUUUUUUGUUCCCAACAAGGAACCUGGGUGGGACUAAAGUUUUGCAUUGUGUUUGUGUCCUUCUAUCCACUAUCUUGUCUAGGCUCCAUCUUUAAUACCAUACUUGUAACUUAGAUUUUCAUACUUGGGUUAUGGGUUCACGUAGGUGAGGAAUAUGUCAUGUAUCAAAACUAGGUCACUCUGACCUACAUUUUGACCUUUGACCUACAUCUAAGACAAAUUUUGCCUGGGCUCUAUCUGACCUAUGCUACUUGUCAAUGGAAUUUUGCACUUAGGUUAUGGGUUCACUUAAUGAAUUGUGAAUUUAGAAUGCCUGCAUUUUUGGCAUAUAAAUUCACAUCUGGUGGGGGGACUGUAAUUCACAGAUUGUCUCUUUAUAUCUUAAUGGUAUUUCAUUUGCACUGUUUUUGCCUUAUAUGAUGUGGGCCCAAAUACCAAUUAGUGCUCAUUUCAUUCAUAUAACUUUAACUGCAAUGAGAUUUUGUUUCCUGGUGAUUGUGACAUCAUUUACAUGCAUGAUAUUGAACUUUGUGUUAUUUAUUGAUUCUGCUAAGGGAUGCAUGGCCUUGAUGUAAACAGGGAGUGAAUUUUAAUCUUUAACUUCUGAAGUGUGGACAAUAUUAGGUGCCACAGUUACAUGCUUGCAUUGAUCAUUUUAUACUCAUAUAAGUGUUAUGACCUAGCUUGGAAAUGGCCCUAUCAUUCAUUAUGUUAAAGCUGUAACACUUGUCUAUAAAGGCCAUAAAAAUGAGUAGAGACUACUGUUUAUGUUUGCUUUUGUAGCGAUUUUUUUUUUUUUUUUUUUUUUUUUAAACUGAACCUUCAUUAAGAGACCAUCUGUGUUAAAAGGCCACUUAAUCAUAGUCUUUCCCAGAGAAGCCAAUUAGAAAUUUUAUUCUUGAAUCAAUAAUACAUGUACGAAUACUUAUACAUUUAUAUUUUCUUUUGCUGGUUUCUUACAGCUUUUUGUUAUUAUGAUAAUUAAAUAAUGUCUUUUUAUUAUUCUAUUAAUAGUUUCAUAAAUCUUUUUUCAACAUGAAUUCCCGAUUGUAUUCCAUCAGUAUUAUUCGAAUUCACACUCCAUUUGAGGUAUUUAUCAUGUCACGCCAUUUAUUACGCAAAAACGAAAUCCAAUAAGUAGUCCAUUGAUAUACCCAUGUAUUUCUUUAUUUUUAUAAAAUUUAUCAUUUGUCUGAUGUCAUUGUUUUGUUUAUAUAAUGGUUCUAUAUUUAGAUUUGGCCAUUUAAGGUUGAGUGGAACUUAAGUUAAUGAGUCGCUAUAGAAAGUUAUAUCAGCGGAUGAAAAAUAUGUAUCCAUUAAUUUUUCAUCCCAAGUGUUUUAUCCAAGGUAUAUUUUUAUAUUCACUGUACACGUUAAAGGUGUUUAUUGAUAAUAAACAGGAAUAAUUAA